Hypanus sabinus (Atlantic stingray) is the source of this 2279-nucleotide messenger RNA. It is a transcript of the gene tnnt3a, whose product is annotated as troponin T type 3a (skeletal, fast). Lineage: Eukaryota; Metazoa; Chordata; Chondrichthyes; Myliobatiformes; Dasyatidae. Gene Ontology annotation, molecular function: tropomyosin binding; troponin I binding; troponin C binding. Gene Ontology annotation, biological process: regulation of muscle contraction; sarcomere organization; muscle contraction. The transcript has 12 exons. The record is from RefSeq and is a predicted model, not a curated record. Gene Ontology annotation, cellular component: troponin complex. The coding region runs from base 707 to 1573 and encodes 288 amino acids.
AAUAAAUUUGAAUUUACAUAGUGUUAAAGAUGUUAAGGAGUGAAGCUUUGUUUGUAUAGUUCUCUUUAUUUGUAUAUAUACAGUUUUUUUCUGCGUCAAUAUUGUUUCUUUUCUGCUUUCCGUGAUACCUUUCUAUCCCCUGCUUCUCCUUCACUAACACCUUCAGAGGAGGUUGUUGCCGAAGAAGGUAUGUAAUGAAAUAUCCAUUCAUCCUCUGGUUUCUUUCUUCACUUCAUUCACUUUUUCUUUCUUUGCCAUUCUUAUCAUUUAAGUUACUCAUAUUCAUAUCAUUUCAUUCUUUUUAUCUUUAUUUUUCAAUGUUGAUUUAUCUUCUCUUCAUUUCUCUGUCUUCCUUUUGUUCUGUUUGUCCUUCAUUCACCCUCACUUUCCAUCACCAUUUCUACUUGUCAUGUUGUCCUUCUUCAGCUUGUCGAUUUUAUUUUCCUUUUUCCUCAAUCAUCCCAUGUCCUUAAUAUUCCUAAUUAUUCCAUGGAUGUUAUCUCCAAUUGUUACAGAUCACUUUUUGCCCUUCAUUGUUUCAUGUCUUGGAGUUUCCCUGGUCAUUUCUUCCUGAAAUUGAGAGAAUGUUAUUAGGUGUGACUUAAAUAUUUACUGAUCACAGACAGAAUGGAAAGUUUGUGAACAAACACACAUGCAGCAAUAUUUUAAAUUAUGGGAUUGACAAUAUUCAAUGAUGAAAUGACUGAUGCUGGGAAAGGGGUUUUCAUUUGAUAACUUGGUGACUCUUCUUAGGGUAAUCCUUGCUGCUUUAGCAUUUUUUCCAACACUCAUUAACAUGUAUUUUGCUUCUUUGUAUUUGCUGCUCAUUGCAUGUACCCGGCAUCUCCCAGAAGUGCACCAUGAAGAAGAAGUGCACCAUGAAGAAGAAGUGCACCAUGAAGAAGAGGAGGAAAAGCCCAGACCAAAAUUAAGUGCUCCCAAAAUCCCAGAAGGGGAGAAAGUUGACUUUGAUGACAUCCAGAAGAAGCGGCAGAACAAAGAUCUGGUUGAGCUGCAAGCCCUGAUUGAUCUUCACUUUGAGAACAGGAAGAAGGAAGAAGAGGAGCUGAUUGCCCUGAAAGAGCGGAUUGAAAAACGAAGAGCAGAAAGGGCUGAACAACAAAGAAUCCGCGCUGAGAAAGAGAAGGAGCGUCAGGCCAGGCAGGCAGAGGAAAAGGCAAGGAGGGAGGAGGAUGAUGCCAGGAGAAGGGCUGAUGAUGAUGCCAAGAAGAAGAAGGCUCUGACCAGUAUGGGUGCUCAAUACAGCAGCUACCUUGCCAGGGCUGAUCAGAAGAGAGGUAAGAAGCAGACUGAAAGGGAAAAGAAGAAGAAAAUCUUAGCAGACAGACGCAAGCCACUCAACAUUGACCAUCUUAAUGAAGAGAAGCUUAGGGAAAAAGCAAAGGAGCUCCAUGAUUGGUUGUGCCAGCUAGAAUCUGAAAAAUUUGACUUGAGUGAAAAACUGAAGAGGCAGAAGUAUGAGAUCACUACAGCCAGAAACCGCAUUGAUGAACUUCAGAAACACAGCAAGAAGGGUGCUGGCAAGGGCAAGGUUGGUGGCCGCUGGAAGUAAGCAGUUGAAGAGGUGCCUUCUGUUGCAGCAUGACCUGACCGUAUUGCCUCAACUUUGGAUUCUUGCUAGGCGUAUCUCCUGUGCCAAAACAUUCUGCAAAACUAUUAGGUCCAAGGCUUUGAAACGAAUAAGAAGUUAUCUUACUCAAUAUUGCACAUUGGAUCUAUGACGAUUAUCCCUUUAUUUACUGUGUUAAUAUCACGCCCAUCCUCAUCUACAAUCCUUGUUUUUGUAAAUAAAGUGUGGCAUCUAAUUUAUUUUCUUUCCAACUGAAUAUUUGUCUCUGUCUCAUGUACAGUGAGGCAACUCAAUAAAAGAGGAUCCAGAUUACAGUCUUUGGAAAGAUUAAUCAGGUUGGAGUCUUUUAUUUAGAUAGGAAGUGAUGAAAGUGGGGAGCGCAGGGUGCUGGGGUUUUGAAAUGGAGGAUGGGCUGAAAAAGGUAGAGCUAAGAAUAGUUCUAUUUGGGAGAACCCAUAUCUGGAGGGCAUCUAUUUAAAAUGAUGAAGAAUAGACAAAAGGUAAAAUUCUUUCUUCAAAAAGUAGAUUUGGAAACACACUAACAUCUGUAGUUUUUGAGGAAGGUAGCUAUCUGCAAAACCAACACAGGGUGGUACAAGGAAUGUAAGUUAAUUAGAGAGUUAUGCUUGAUGUCACUUAGAUAGAAUAAGUAAACGCUUAUGUGAGUUUAAGCACAAACACAGACUGC